Molecule: messenger RNA, 3431 nt
Organism: Gorilla gorilla gorilla (western lowland gorilla)
Lineage: Eukaryota; Metazoa; Chordata; Mammalia; Primates; Hominidae
Gene: GFPT2
Product: glutamine-fructose-6-phosphate transaminase 2
Exons: 19
Coding region: 519-2567 (682 amino acids)
Biological process (GO): UDP-N-acetylglucosamine metabolic process; carbohydrate derivative biosynthetic process; protein N-linked glycosylation
Molecular function (GO): carbohydrate derivative binding; L-glutamine:D-fructose-6-phosphate transaminase (isomerizing) activity
Source: RefSeq, a predicted model, not a curated record
ACCCCUCGCUCUGCCCCUUACACAGCCCGUCUGACUUCUCGGCACCCCCUGGGAGGGAGCUUCCCUGGGUAGCCCCGUUUCACAGAUGGGAAAGCGGAGGCACAGCGCGAUCGGGCCCUGCCCGGCUUCCACCCUACUCUGGUUGAGUCGGGGUCUGAACUCGGGCCGUUGGUUGCCCUAAGCCCCCCUCCGGGAUCCGGCGCCGGGCGCCCCAGCCUUACAGGCCCGACCCGCGCUUGGGAGCCGCCCCUCGGCCCCCUCCCUGGCUCCUGGGGGCCGGGUCCCGUCGUUGUCACGACAACCGGGGGGCCAAUGGGAGCAGGUGGGCGGGGAGUCCCCGCCCCUUCCCCGCCCCCUUCCCCGCCCCUCUCGGAGGGCUCCGGGUUAUAAGGGCUGGAGGCCGAGCGGCGGGAGCUGGAGCCCGCGGAGCCCACGGAGCCCACGGAGCCCACGGAGGAGCCCCAGCGUCCGAACGGGCAGAGCCCCCGAGCCGCGAAGGAGCCCGAGAAGCAGCCACGAUGUGCGGAAUCUUUGCCUACAUGAACUACAGAGUCCCCCGGACGAGGAAGGAGAUCUUCGAAACCCUCAUCAAGGGCCUGCAGCGGCUGGAGUACAGAGGCUACGACUCGGCAGGUGUGGCGAUCGAUGGGAAUAAUCACGAAGUCAAAGAAAGACACAUUCAGCUGGUCAAGAAAAGGGGGAAAGUCAAGGCUCUCGAUGAAGAACUUUACAAACAAGACAGCAUGGACUUAAAAGUGGAGUUUGAGACACACUUCGGCAUUGCCCACACGCGCUGGGCCACCCACGGGGUCCCCAGUGCUGUCAACAGCCACCCCCAGCGCUCGGACAAAGGCAACGAAUUUGUUGUCAUCCACAAUGGGAUCAUCACAAAUUACAAAGAUCUGAGGAAAUUUCUGGAAAGCAAAGGCUACGAGUUUGAGUCAGAAACAGAUACAGAGACCAUCGCCAAGCUGAUUAAAUAUGUAUUCGACAACAGAGAAACUGAGGACAUUACGUUUUCAACGUUGGUGGAGAGAGUCAUUCAGCAGUUGGAAGGUGCAUUCGCGCUGGUUUUCAAGAGCAUCCACUACCCAGGAGAAGCCGUUGCCACACGGAGAGGCAGCCCCCUGCUCAUCGGAGUCCGGAGCAAAUACAAGCUCUCCACAGAACAGAUCCCUAUCUUAUACAGGACGUGCACUCUGGAGAAUGUGAAGAAUAUCUGUAAGACACGGAUGAAGAGGCUGGACAGCUCCGCCUGCCUGCAUGCUGUGGGCGACAAGGCCGUGGAAUUCUUCUUUGCUUCUGAUGCAAGCGCUAUCAUAGAGCACACCAACCGGGUCAUCUUCCUGGAGGACGAUGACAUCGCCGCAGUGGCUGAUGGGAAACUCUCCAUUCACCGGGUCAAGCGCUCGGCUAGUGAUGACCCAUCUCGAGCCAUCCAGACCUUGCAGAUGGAACUGCAGCAAAUCAUGAAAGGUAACUUCAGUGCAUUUAUGCAGAAGGAGAUCUUCGAGCAGCCAGAAUCAGUUUUCAAUACUAUGAGAGGUCGGGUGAAUUUUGAAACCAACACAGUGCUCCUGGGUGGCUUGAAGGACCACUUGAAGGAGAUUCGACGAUGCCGACGGCUCAUCGUGAUUGGCUGUGGAACCAGCUACCACGCUGCCGUGGCUACGCGGCAAGUUUUGGAGGAACUGACUGAGCUUCCUGUGAUGGUUGAACUUGCUAGUGAUUUUCUGGACAGGAACACACCUGUGUUCAGGGAUGACGUUUGCUUUUUCAUCAGCCAGUCAGGCGAGACCGCGGACACCCUCUUGGCGCUGCGCUACUGUAAGGACCGCGGCGCCCUGACCGUGGGCGUCACCAACACCGUGGGCAGCUCCAUCUCUCGCGAGACCGACUGCGGCGUCCACAUCAACGCGGGGCCGGAGAUUGGCGUGGCCAGCACCAAGGCUUAUACCAGUCAGUUCAUCUCUCUGGUGAUGUUUGGUUUGAUGAUGUCUGAAGACCGAAUUUCACUACAAAACAGGAGGCAAGAGAUCAUCCGUGGCUUGAGAUCUUUACCUGAGCUGAUCAAGGAAGUGCUGUCGCUGGAGGAGAAGAUCCACGACUUGGCCCUGGAGCUCUACACGCAGAGGUCGCUGCUGGUGAUGGGGCGGGGCUACAACUACGCCACCUGCCUGGAAGGAGCCCUGAAAAUUAAAGAGAUAACCUACAUGCACUCAGAAGGCAUCCUGGCUGGGGAGCUGAAGCACGGGCCCCUGGCACUGAUUGACAAGCAGAUGCCCGUCAUCAUGGUCAUUAUGAAGGAUCCUUGCUUCGCCAAAUGCCAGAAUGCCCUGCAGCAAGUCACGGCCCGCCAGGGUCGCCCCAUUAUACUGUGCUCCAAGGACGAUACUGAAAGUUCCAAGUUUGCGUAUAAGACAAUCGAGCUGCCCCACACUGUGGACUGCCUCCAGGGCAUCCUGAGCGUGAUUCCGCUGCAGCUGCUGUCCUUCCACCUGGCUGUUCUCCGAGGAUAUGACGUUGACUUCCCCAGAAAUCUGGCCAAGUCUGUAACUGUGGAAUGAGGCUGAGACUGUGACAAGACCAUCACCACCUUUCAUCUGAUUCCAGACCUGUCCCAACAGCAGGGAUGCUACAUGGGAAGAGAAGUGGGCAUCCCACAUGUUCUGCGUGCUCCUGUAGAGUUUGACAGCUUCCACGUGCCUUCUACCCAAGUGCUUUUGCUUACAGCAGAUACUGUUUCUCUGUGUCCUGAAGUCACCAGAGGAGAAGGGAAUCAUUGUUUACACACGGGGAUCAGAGCAGACUUCUCCACUACUGUGCAAUAGAGAUACAGCUCUCUUCAGAGUAACUGUGAACCUUUUAUAACCAACACUAGAGUUAGUUUUAAAAGACAAGAUAUUUAUAAUGACGAUUGUAUAGCUUUUAAGUUAUUUUUCUAGUAUGUGGCUUUCUGUAGCCGUGGUAACGGCCAAACUGUUCAUCCUAACUACCCAUGCUCUGUGUCCAGGCUUGCUUCUGGCAGGUGGCAUUCAUCUCAGAUGUGAGCACAAAGCAUUGGCCCUCUGGACUCCUUUCUCCUUUUCUUUCCUCUCUAGGCUGCUCCUGAAUCCUGUUCCCUGACAUCCGUGGAGCCCCUCCUGCAUCCACCUAUGCCUCCUAUAAGUCCAGUUGAAAUCUCAUCCUCCUUCAACAUUUUCUUCUCGUGUGUGGCCCAAAUCCCUCCACUUCUCCAACUUCUGUUUAAUCUGAUCACGGCUCUUUUUAAGCCCAGGCAGCAUUUUGGUCCCUGCUCCUUGCCCAUAGUAAAACAGCUUGAAAUAUCCCAUGCAAGAGAGUAGUUUCAAGUGGGCAACUCUGCUCUCUAUUUAAAAGCGUGCACAAUCAAAGUACUAUGCAAUUUUAGGACAAUAAAGAACAUACAGGUU